Molecule: messenger RNA, 4520 nt
Organism: Erpetoichthys calabaricus (reedfish)
Lineage: Eukaryota; Metazoa; Chordata; Cladistia; Polypteriformes; Polypteridae
Product: F-box only protein 33
Exons: 4
Coding region: 409-1890 (493 amino acids)
Biological process (GO): SCF-dependent proteasomal ubiquitin-dependent protein catabolic process; positive regulation of protein ubiquitination
Cellular component (GO): SCF ubiquitin ligase complex
Molecular function (GO): protein binding
Source: RefSeq, a predicted model, not a curated record
AAAAUAACAGGUACAGCAAAAAUAACUGAACUUGGAUCAUACCAUAAGCAUAUGGGGGUGACCAUACUGACAUGUCAUUUCCAAAGACGGCUACCAUUUAAUGUGUUGAGCUUUUACUGUGUACAUGUUUUAUAAAUGUACUGUAAAUCAAUGUAGUUAUGCGAAUGUCCUAACUGCAGCCUGCUUUUAACUCACGACCCUCGUAUACUGACGAUCCUCCCCGUUACCUUAGAAGUGCAUUCAGGUAGUAGCGAACGGAAGGCUGCGGGGCGAUGUUUGUUUUCACUGGAGGGUUCAGCUGACUGGCGCUAACGUUGUUUGUCUGCAGGCUGUUUCUGGAAGCACCGUCUUUCUUAUUUUGUUUGUUUUCGCUUUGACGUUUGCGGCACAGUUUUUAUUUAGUGGGCCAUGGCUCUGUGCGGUGGCGUCGGAGCCUCGGCCUUGCCAAGCGAGCUUAUAGUCCACAUCUUCUCCUUUCUACCGGCCCGGGACAAACUGCGGGCCUCAGCGGUGUGCUCGCGCUGGAGGGAGUGCCUGUUCUACCCGGCGCUGUGGCCUCAGCUCAAGCUACGCCUCGGCGGCGGUUCGGGUCCGCGUACGGACGAGACCCCCAAACUGGAGUUUCUCAUGCGGAAGUUUGGCUCGUUUGUUCGUGAGCUGCAGCUGGAGUUUGCUCCGGUCGAAGGCUACCUGAGUCCCUUGCAGGGAGUCGACGGUGGAAUGGAUCCAACAGGAGAUGACCAACAGUUGCCCGGCCGUUGGAGGGAUGCUCUGCACACCUAUUUGGAGCAGGUGUUGUGUGUGCUAAGAAGUCUGAGAAAUAACAGAAACCUCCAGAAACUGAGUCUCUAUGGAGAUACGUGCAUUCUGCAUGAGGAGGGAAUUGUUGACAACAUCCCACUAAAUCAAUGUGAACAAGAAGGAAAGAAAAUCAAAGAGAUAAAACAGCUGUUUGAAGAGAUUCUGGCCAACAGCCGGCAGUUAAAAUGGCUGUCUUCAGCAUUUAUGCUGGGAAUGGUAACACCUAAUUCCCUGUCUGCAAUGUCUAAUCUUAGUGCCAACACUCUGGAACACCUUAGCCUGUUGGACAAUCAAAUUCCAUCACUUAUUCCUUGCAUUGAAGUACAUCGCCUCCAUAACCUGCGUUCCCUGGCCUUGGACUUCUGUGAUUUCACCUCCGAGAUGUGUCGAAUCCUCUCCACAAGUGACCAUUUGCCUUUGCAUCGACUUUCCCUCUUGCUAAAUAGCACAGCCCUGCCUAACAAGCCUCUUGAUGUCACACCCAGCGAGAAGGAUUGGCAGGUGCUUGUCCGACACAGCGCUAACUUGCGAGUGUACAUUAUGGCACUUGACGUACGCAGUCAAGAUCUUUUGAGUGUGUUGAAGCCCAGCCUCCCACUGGAGAGAAUCCAUUUUGACAGUUAUUCGACUUGCACUUCAGAAGCAGUUGUGGAUCUCAUAUCGCGGCAGUACCUCAAAACUCUCACCCAUUUCAUUUUAAUGCGAGACUUGAUGGAGAGGGAUGACACUGGCUUUCCUGAUCUGAGUGACAGCCGAAAUGAAGACCCAUUAGUUAUCCUUGCAUGGAGGUGCACACGGCUGUCUGUCCUGGUCAUUCAUGGUUACACUGUUUGGGCUCAUAAUUUGAUUGCCAUCUCACGUCUCCGUGGUUCUAAUCUGAAAGUCUUGGCAGUAUCUGAAGAGAGCAUUGAUUUUGACCAAGAUCAGCACCUGCUAUUUCAAGAAGAAGAUCCCAUCCAUAACCUGAUAGAGGAGGUUUCCUCUGGGCUGGGACGGCCAUGGCACCCUAUGGUGGACACAAGCGUUGUUCUGAGUGAACCAACACAGCACUUUUACAGGGAGAUGCAACGCUUUAGUGAGGGCAUGUAGGCAUGGGAGUGUCAUUAUAAUUCUUUUGUGUAUUUUUUUCCUCCCCUCUUUUAAUUUGUGAGUACAAUGAUCUUACUUCCUGUAGUCUCGGCUAACCUGUUUAAAUGUGCAGUGUUUUAUCAGUAUUAGCUCUGUAGCUAUAUAUCUUGCUUCUCAAUUAGAGAUUAUCAUUGGUUGUUGGUUUAGUAACUUGUGAAUAGAAGUGGGAGAAAGUAUUGUCUUUGCCAGCUUACCAAGUAUCCCCAAGACAAAUGUAUCCAGGCCUUUUUUUCCUCUUUUUCUUUUAUUAGAAGCUUUAUGAUAAUGGAGCUCAUCAUCUCUUCUUUCUCUGCUGAUUAAGCAAAAAUGUAGGAGACCUUUGACUGCAAAAUUUUUAUUGUUUUAAUAAUUUGCAAGAUGGCUGGGUCUGGCAUUUGUUCUUUGGCUCUCUUUUAAUCAUGUUACCAAAGGCACAACAAUCUAUAAAUUGAUCAGCUUCUCCCUAUCAUUCUGUGACAGCCUUUGUUUAGAAUUUUAAAACUGGCAGGCUACGUUAGUACCUUGUCUAGAGCUAGGUCGAGGGAUCAUGCUUUUGUUUUGCUUUUUUUUUCUUUGUCUUUCUCCCUCUUUCUCUUCUUCCCUGAAGUCAUAAGAAGUAAUGUUGAGUAUUGAGAGAUUAAGGAAGUACAUUGUUAGUCUUUUUUUCCUAAAAUGAUGUUGCCAUGGACUUCAGUUUUUGAGAUUUUUAGACACACUAGAAUCUUGAAAAACAAUUAUCCAUCCAGGAUUUUUUAAAGUGCUAAGCAUUGUCAAGGUGAAAUGGGAAAAGCAGUCAAGCAUGUUGUAUUGCGGAACAGCCUGCACUUACGUACUUUAAUCUCUAAGAUGCCUAGUCCUACACCAGUGCAUCAGGUCUGGUAUCCCUGACUUCUGCAUGGUUUGGAAUUUUGCUUUUAAAUGAAAAUUCCCUGUCAUUUUAAGACAAUACUGUAGUCUGAUGGUCCUUGAAGGCGUCAGUGGCUUCUCUUCCUGCAGCUGGUGUAUUUUGGUUGAAUAAACACGUGGCCCAAUUGAUGCUUGAGUAAGACAUUGGUGACGACAUGCUAGGUCUGAAAAGAAAUGUUCAGCAGCUGAAAAUUGUCUGCUUUUGGUAACUCUAGUCAUUCCUCAGAUUUAAAACUGCACUAAAAUGCUCACUUGGUAAUAAUAGUUAUAUUCAAUUACUUUGCAAGGAUCAGAUGCCAGUUUCAGUGCUCCAGAGCAAAGUUUCACAAAACAGCUACAUAUUUAUGUGCUCGUGCAUAUGUAUUUCUCUAGUCUUUUAAUUCAUCUAGCCUGAGUGUGGAAACAGUACAUGUAUGCUUCAUUGCAGUUUGUAAACACAAAUUAAUUGAUCAUGCUGUGCUUGAUCGUAGAAAGUCUGCACUUGUGACAGGUAAUAAUGACUUCUCUGUUUCUAUUUAAUAUUGCAUUUGAAAAAUUUUUUUUUUUUUUUUGUGAGAAUAGAAAAUAUAUGGUAGCUUGUUUUUUUUUAUGUUGGAAUAUGCAUACACUUAGGUUAGAGGUUUGCCUUAUGGGCAACGCAGAUUUAAUACCAGAAGGCACCACUUCCUUACCAGUGAAAGAUGGGAAACAGCUACUCUCAGGAUUAUUUUUACAUUAAGUGAUAGGAAUGAUUUAGCUACUCAGGCCUCUGAAUGAAAGCUAAUCAUGAAAUACCCUUCUGAAUAAGUCACUGGAUUUUACUUCUGUCAGCACCUGUGUCUGCUGCCAAAGAUAAGAGAAACAAAACUAAGAACAGAAGAGAAAAAAAACCUUUUGAAGUGCCCACAUGCUGGCAGGGGCAGACCAAUGGCUGGUCGGCCAAGGUAUAGAACUACUAGAUUUACAUACUUAAAAGUCGAAGUUCGACCUGUGUGGUACACAGCUGUGCUGUGGCUCGGUCAACAACAUAAAAACUCUUAACAAUGCACCUGUUUCACUGUGAAGAGUGAAUGUAAUUACUGAAAAAGUUGAUUCUAUCAAAACUGUAAGCUGCUAUGAAAUGUUAAGGAACAUUCCACUGGGGAGUUGAAAGGCCAAAUGUCUCCAUUUACAAAAAAAAAAAAAAAAAAUAUUUUUUUGUGCAUAUUCAUAGGGGUCCAAAACAACCCAUUUAUUUUUGAAAGGGGUGGGCUGAUUUUUAUUUUUUUGAGGGUGGGGUAAGAUUUACUUCUCACUGUUAAGAUUCACAGCUUUAGUGUAAAGUGACAGAUUGCCUUCAAAAGCAGGCAGCCCAUACAUUCUCCGCAUAUGGGUCAUUUGUUUAGUGCAGAAAACUUUGUAAGACAAUAUAUGCAUUCUUAAUCAACAAGUUUUUAAAGAAAACGGCUUUGCACGUUUUUAACAACAAAUCGGAAGACGUUUGCAACCAUGUAUUCUAAUCAGAAUAUUUCCAGUUUCACCUUGUGUCAGGGUGUGACACGCAAGCCUUAAAAAUAGUGUUAAUGUGAAAGAGGGAACCCUAAAGAUGCUUCCUUUUCUCAGCAUAUUGGAAUGAUCUCUGUGUUCACGGUCCUUCUAUGGCUUAGACAGUCAUGCAUUAGGUAUAAAAGAAGAACAAAAUGUUAAACUAUGCAAGAAGAAUGCAUACAAAAAGUAUCUCUUACAAA